Messenger RNA from Agrilus planipennis (emerald ash borer), 715 nucleotides. RefSeq names its product coiled-coil domain-containing protein 12. NCBI's taxonomy places the organism in Eukaryota, Metazoa, Arthropoda, Insecta, Coleoptera, Buprestidae. The record is from RefSeq and is a predicted model, not a curated record. The transcript has 2 exons. The coding region runs from base 177 to 641 and encodes 154 amino acids. Gene Ontology annotation, cellular component: U2-type spliceosomal complex; post-mRNA release spliceosomal complex.
UGGACAUAAGGACUACUAGCUCUAAACUCAAACAAUUUAUCGUGGUUAGGUUGACGUUUUAAGAAAGUAUUUGAAUAAAAAUAUGUGUAGCUUAAAAUUUUGAGUACUUAUCCUCUCCGGAACUAAGAUCACCCUUUUGAAGCAACAUUUAACUGUGUUUUUCUAAAAAGAUAGUAAUGACAAUGUCUGAAGGUCAGCUAAGUACUCUUCAAGAAGAAGCUUUAAAGAGAAAGGAACGAUUAAAAGCACUAAAAAGAAAACGAGAAAGUGAAAAUAACAAUGACAAACAAUCAGAAGGACAAUUUUUAAAUUUACCAAAGCCGAAAUUUAGAAGCUACAAACCUCAAGACGAAGAACUACAAAAAAAUGCACUUCCCCUGAUAGUUCCUGACUCUGUGGAGGAUGAAAUUAAAGAACAAUUACAGUCUUCAAAUGCAAAAGUUGUUAUAGAUGAACUUGACAUUACUAGUUUAGCUCCUAGAAAACCUGACUGGGAUUUAAAACGAGAUGUGGCAAAAAAAUUGGAAAAACUAGAAAGAAGAACUCAAAAAGCUAUAGCAGAACUGAUAAGAGAACGUUUAAAAAAAAGACAAGCUGAUUUAGCAACUAUUGCAACUUCAGAACCUGCGCAACCCGAGUAAUUUUUGUAGACAUAAGAAGUAAUAUAUGUUUUUGUAAGGAAUAGUUUUUUUAAUAAAGUACCUUUAAAUAUUUA